Messenger RNA from Asparagus officinalis (garden asparagus), 3532 nucleotides. RefSeq lists its product as uncharacterized. Bases 164 to 3532 code for a protein of 1122 amino acids. The transcript has 23 exons. The record is from RefSeq and is a predicted model, not a curated record. Lineage: Eukaryota; Viridiplantae; Streptophyta; Magnoliopsida; Asparagales; Asparagaceae.
UCAAAAAAGAAAAGAAAACUAGCCGUUAUUACCAUCAUCUUCCUUCUCUCACUAAGCCCACGAUCCCCACCUCCUCAGCUCCCAUACAGAGAUCACUUCAAAACCCUAAUCGCUCUCUCUCUCUCUCUCUCUCUCUCUCUCUCUCUCUCUCACUGCUGCAAGAAUGUUCACCGAAGGGUUAGAUCAGAAUGCAAUCAACUGGGUCAAGCAGGACACAGAUGUAGCUCAGAGACCUCGCUCUCCCCUUACAGAAUAUCAAGCAAAUUCAUCUUCGAGUCUGCAGUUGUUAUGCGAAAGCAGCAAAUUUUACUCGCCAAAAAGUCUGCCUCCUUUAAAAUUCAACUCAGGCUUGAUAUCCCCUGCAAAGUUGCAUUCAGGUUUGUUAGGGCUUCAGCCGAGCAUCUACACUGAUUCAGAGGAUGAGAAUGAGAGCGUGGGUUCUCCCGAGGGAUUUUAUGCCCAUUUUUCAGACAACUAUGAGGAUGAAGAUUCUGAAUCCUUCGACUCUCUGUCGUGUGAGAAAUCUAAGAACGCAACUUAUGAUGAAGAGGUGAUUUCAGCCCAUGAUCCUGCAAUAACUAGGCAACAGCGCCCUUUGGCUAGAGGACUCUCUAAGGAGAACUUAAGGGUCAAUGUAACAGCUGCUAGAAAUUCCAUCUUGGAGCAAAAUGGACUGCCUGAUUCACGAGGUUCUAUUUAUCAUGAUUGUAUGAGCUCAAGUUUUCAAGAACUGGGUACACCGAGUGCACCUCCUAUUGCUGAAAGUGAAAUAGAAGGGAGUGAAUUGGAAGUAGAAGAUCUCUCAAAGCCCACAUAUGAAAGUGUCAAAGUCUCGUCGGAUUUGGGGAUGCAGAAAACUGAUGAACUACCUCCAAGAACCACUUCUCGGGACGGAGACAUGCUUUCUGAUCAAAUGCCAUGUUAUACUACAAGUGUCCAGAGCGCAUGGCAGAGCUUUGUGGCCUAUGAUGCAUGUUUCCGCCUGUGCCUUAAUUCUUGGGCGAAAAACUGUAUUGAGGCAACAGAAUUUCUUAGGGACGAGUGCAUGGUUCUCCGUAAUGCCUUUGGCAUACAGAAGUUUUUGCUCCAACCACGAGGACAUAUUCAGGAGGGAGGGAGGUCGGAUAAUACAGAACGCACAUGCAGUAGAAAAGGAAAGAACGUAAUUGAACAGGUCAAGAUUGAAGUGAAACGAGUUCGCAUGGUUCCAUGGAGAAGGAGACUUCGGGCUACAUCAUCUCAACGAGAUCUAUAUUUGCAGAUGGGGGCUGAGUAUGUAAAACAUGUGACAACAAUCAUGAAAAGUCAUCUUAAUUCGUUAAAAUCAUCUCCACUAGCAGCCUCUACUGAAGAAGCUAUUUCAUGCUCAUUACAAUUGAAAAGUUCCGGUGAAGGCUCAGAGUCCGGUUCACUUUUCUACUUAAGACCUGGAAGUGGAGAUUCGCAUGUCUUCUAUCCUGAGAACCCAACAGAUGCACUUUACAUAGAAGUAAGAGAUAUUAACAAGGGAACCCACGGGCGGGCAAUAGUUGAAAUCUCUUCUCUGGCUGACCAUCAUGGGGAAGUAGUUAGAUGGUGGCCACUAUACCUCGGGGAUCAUGAAUGUAUAGGCAAGGUUGAGCUUUGUAUCAGUGUAUCUGGCUCUUCUGAGAAGGCAAACCCUUCAAAGGGUGGUCCAGUAGUUGAAACCCUUAUCUACGAUAUGGUAUUAGAGGCAGCAAUGCGCGCUCAACAUUUCCAUCCGAAAAAUUUGCACACAAAUGGAGUGUGGAAGUGGCUGCUGAAUGAGUUUGCUGAUUAUUAUGGAGUAUCAGAAGCAUAUACAAAGCUCAGGUAUCUUUCAAAUGUCAUGAAUAUUGCUACACCCACUAAGGAGUGUCUGGAGCUUAUCUAUGAGCUCCUGUUACCUGUUGUAAAGGCUCGAAGUGAGAAAUCUCUAACCAGACAAGAGAGAAGCAUACUGUUAGAUUGUGAAGAUCAGAUCAAAAUGCUACUGGCAACUACUUUUCAGAACUACAAGUCACUGGACGAACUCUCUCCCACUGGGUUAACAGACAUAUUUGGUCCCAUACCAGAGUCUGCAGCACCUGCUCUGGCACCUGCAGUGCAAAUUUUCACCCUUCUUCAUGAUGUGCUGUCACCCGAAAGUCAAAGCAUACUGAGAAAUUAUUUCUUGACUGCAGCAGCAAAAAGGUGUAAGCGAUAUAUGUUGGAGACUGAAGAGUUCAUUUCAAGCAACACUGAAAGUUUUCUCACGGACGCUAUGACCAUCUCUACAGCUUAUCUCAAAAUGAAGACAUUGUGUUUGAACAUAAGCCAUGAGAUUGAAGCAGAUAUAAAGAUACAUAAUCAGCACAUACUUCCGAGCUCAAUAGAUCUACCAAAUAUAUCUGCAUCCCUUUACAGCACUGAGCUAUGCAAGAGACUCCGAAGCUUUCUAGCUUCUUGUCCUCCAUCCAAGCCCUCAACACAUGUUACCAAACUGUUGAUUGCUGCUGCAGAUUUUGAGAGAAAUCUUGCCUCAUGGAGUAUCAGUCCUGUUCCUGGUGGCGUAGUUUCAAAAGACUUGUUUCAUAAUUACAUCGUGGUUUGGAUCCAAGAUACCCAGCUUCAAUUGCUUGACCUUUGCAAGGCUGAGAAGGUGCUUCCUUAUCAAAUCUCAACACAUUGUGCUACAUCUCCUUUUGUUGAGAGCAUGUAUGAUCAGAUAAGAGCCAGCUUAAACGAGUAUGAGGUUGUGAUCAAUAGGUGGCCUCAAUACUUGCUAAACUUGGAAAGUUUUGUGGCUGACAUAGAAAGAGCAGUGAUGAAAGCACUUGAGAAGCAAUACUCUGAUAUAUUGUUGCCUUUGAGAGACGGCAUCCCGAAGAUGAUCGAAAAGCAGGUGCAGAAGUUUACAAGAAAACAAUCUUGUAUAUCCCCCUAUGUCGUCCCUAAUCAAUUGGGGACAUUUCUGAAUACUGUCAAGAGAAUUCUUGACGUGUUACACUGCAGGAUCGAAGCUAUUUUAAAAUCGUGGGCAUCAUAUUUGAUUGUUGCUGACUCUAAUCCAGUUUUCGGAGAGCAAAUGAAUGCAAUCACUGUGAUGUUAAGGAAAAAGUACAAAAAGUAUAUGGAAUCGAUUGUAGAGAAGCUCAUUACCAAUGCACAAGCAAAUAGGAGCACAAGGCUGAAAAGAAUCCUGGAAGAGAGUAAAGAAACAGAGGGCGAAACAGACAUCAGAGAGAGGAUGCAGGCUCUUUCUUGCUCACAGCUGACGGAUUGUAUAAGAAAUCUGUACAAUGUUUUCUCGAGCAGAAUCUUUGUAGCAAUCUGUCGCGGUUUAUGGGACAAAAUGGGACAGAUUGUUUUGAGCUUCCUGAGAGCGAAAGAGACAGAAUUGGUACAGAGGUCCAACUAUGCUCUCAGGCGGAAGCUCUGUUCAACGCCACUCGAUAAGGAUCUGGAUCCUCUGCGAUCGUGGUCGAAGCACGAUCUUAUCCUAUCUGCUGAUGGACUUGUAGAAAUCUGUCUGAUAUUUGUUGUGCUUUAA